This is a messenger RNA of Pelobates cultripes (western spadefoot toad), 39384 nucleotides long. The record is from the annotation of a GenBank genome assembly. NCBI's taxonomy places the organism in Eukaryota, Metazoa, Chordata, Amphibia, Anura, Pelobatidae.
AGGAUAUCUUUCCACGUAAGAUUAAGACCAAGACCAAGAUCAGCAUAUCCACAGACAGGUACUGUACCGUCCAAGCGCAUAUAUCUAGAGUUGAUUUCAAGCUCCAAAAGAUUGUAAGUGCAUUUCCUUUAUUUUAUUUAUCAUCACCAGCAUCACAAAUACUUCAGCAUAUUCCAUUGUAUUUGUCCUCUUGUUUUGCAUAUCGUUCCAUCUUUAUUUGAGUUGAGGACACUUGUGAAGGUGCUGCUUCCCUACAUUCCCUUUAUAUUGAAAGUCAUGUCUUUGCUUCCAGAUGACUUAAAACACAGUUUUACUUCUUAUCGGAUGGAUCUGGAUACAUUAGAAUGCUGGGCAGACAAGUUACAAAGUUACAUAAUCUAGGUUGAAAAAAGACUUAAGUCCAUCAUGUCUAAUUCUCAAACCAGAUUAUAAUUAAUGUAGAUAAGUGCAAAGUUAUGCAUUUUGGGUAAGGAGCCCACACGCAAUUUAUACCUUAAUGGAGUUGAGUUGGGUAACACUGUCAGUGAGAACAAUAAUUAAAGACAAUAGACUAGACAAUAAUCUGACAUGCUAGUUAGCAGUUUUAAAGGCCAGUACGGUACUUUCUUGCUUAUAAAGAGUUAUACAUUAUUGUGAUGAAAAUUAUUUAGCCUCUUUAUAAAACCAUGGUAAGGAUACCAGCUUGAAAAUAUGCUGUAAUUUUUAGGAACCAGUUUAAAAAAAUAUAUUAGGAAAUUAGAAAAAGUGCAAAUGUGGUCUACAAAAUUAACAAGGGACAUGACAAACAAUUAGUUAUGAAGAAAGGCUCUAAAAGCUUUACUAGCGUAGAUUACAGUGUCGUCUGUAUACAUGUGUACAGUUGAGGAUUUGCAGACGUAAGGCAGAUCAUUUAUAAAUAAUGUGAAUAGCAGGGGGCCCAAAAUGGAGCCUUGGGGAACACCAAACGUGACUGCAAGAGGGAGGGAAGCGCUAUCAGAAAUGGCCACAUAUUGCAAUCAGUCUGAUACGAUCGAAAGCAGGUUAGCGGACGAUCACCAAUGCCUGAGUUUUUACGUUUUUGAAAAAGAAUACCAUGGUCUACUGUGUUAUAGGCCUUGGCAAAAUCAAGGAAAAUAGCUGCCGUUACGUCUCCUUGCCAAUAUGGAUGUCAUUGCAAACUUUUAAGAGGGCAGUCGAUGUUGAGUGAUUUCGACGAAAGCCUGAUUGAUUAGCGGUCAGAUAAUUUGAUCGUCGAUAAUAUUUACAUGUGUGUGGAUGCAUUUUUCCAAGAUUUUUGACAAUACAGGGAGCAAUGAUAUAUACAGGGUCAAUACAAACAGCUGUCUGACAAUCUGUACAUUAACAGGACUUUUCCUUAACAUAAGACAAGAGGUCAUCAUUUGAGACUUGAAGAAAAGGAAUUUCAUCUACAGCAAAGAAAAGGGGUUCUUCACAGUAAGAACAUUAAGGAUGCAGAAUGAUUUGCCUAAAGAAUUUAUUUUAUUAGAUUUUGAAAAAACAAAACCUGGAUAAUUGUUUUGAAAAAAACAAAAAAACAAACCGAAUAUUGCAGGGUACAAUAGUUAAUGUGGUUGGUAACAGAGUUUUUAACCAAAGAUAUAUUGAAUUGCCAUUUUGGAACCAAGAAGGAAUUUUUAUCAGUUUGUGGCACAAUUAGAAAUGGCUUCAUAUUGGGUUUUAUGUUUUUUUAAACACAGAAUGCCUACGGCCACCUUGCUUUACCAAUAAUUAGCAAAAUGUAUUAUUUGGUAAAUUAUAGUGUAUGAAUUAUAGUGUAUGAAUGUUGAUAAAGGGUUUUAUAUGGUGUGUUACAUUUAAUUCUUUAGACCAGGGGUGCCCAAAAGGUACAUCCCCAGAUGUUGUAGAACCACAACCCCCAUAAUGCUUUGCAUGCCUUUAGAGUAUCUUUAGAAUGACAAAACAUCUUGGAAGGUGUUGUUUUAAAACAUCUAGGGAUCUACCUCUUGGGCACCCUGCUUUAGACAAUAACCUAAUGCAACACCCAUCACUCGCGCUGUCAUCAUAUAGGACAUUAUUUACAUAAUUAUAUAUAAUUCUAAAUAAAAUAAUACAUUUAAAAAAUAAUAUAUAUAUAUAUAUAUAUAUAUAUAUAUAUAUAUAACAAAAAAAUCAGCACUCCCAGGUGAUUCACACAUAACUCUUUUACUAAAAGUGUAAAAGUGUCAACGUUUCAGUUCCACAUAGGAACAUUCAUCACAACAGUUCCUAUGUGGACGAAAGUUCCUAUGUGGAACUGAAACGUUGACAUUUUUCAAGUAAAGGAGCUAUGUGUGAAAUGAAUUACCUGGGAGUGCUGAUUUGUUUGUUUGUUAGGUCUUUUUUUCUAUUAUAUAUGUGUGUGUGUGUGUGUGUGUGUAUGUAAUUUCAUUUUGCUUGUCUUUUGAUAUAUACGUAGAAUGAAAUUAUUAUAUAAUUUAAAAAUAAUAUUUUUAUAUAUUACUAACAUUUAUUUAUUUAAAUUCUACAUUUUGACCUUUUAUUUAGGUAUUUUCUCUACAUAAUUGUGUAAUUUUAAUAAUUACAAUUUUAGGGACUAGAGAAUUUGAUUUGCAAGCCCUAUAUUUAACCAUAUAACUUUUUAAAACACCAUUUAAUCUAUACAUGGGGGGGUUCUGUUGUGCUCAGACUUCUCUCUACACAAAUAUGAGUGUUUCAAAGCAGUAAAACAUAUCACGAUGAUGUCAUAUCAUUAGUGAAAGUGCAUUUUUUUGAGUGAAAAAUGCAAAAAACUAAUAUGAAAGUUAAAUCUGACCUUGGUUUGUCACUAAGUGUCCACUAAAAAAAAGUCUGGACAUACCUUAUUUUGAAUACCCUGGAUUGUCUACUUUUAUGAAUGGUAUGCCAUGAUGAUUUUAGUUUUCGUUCCUAGGCUUCCAUACAGUCUCAAAGGCAACAUAGGCCCAGCAAACCAAUGUGGCAAAUUUCAAAGUGUAAAAACUGAAAAGGGGAAAGCCCUAUAUUUUACAUUGCAACUUUCCAAAAACAAUAAAACUUGUACAUGGAGGGUACUGUUGUACUCGUGAAACAUCACUGAACACAAAUAUGUGUGUUUUAUUGCAGUAAAAGCUAUUGUGCAUGCAUGGUGACAUCUAGUAUAAUUUAAAGGACUCAGAGUCCGGUAAACUCCCAGAAGCGCUUCUAGUAGCUGUCUGGUAGAGGAUCUCUUAGUACUGCAAUGUAAAUUUUGCAGUUUCUCAAAAACUGCAAUGUUUUACACUGCAGGACUAAGUGGGACAGGGACACUGCAUCCAGACUACUUAAAUGAGCUGAAGUGGUCUGAGUGCCUAAAGUGUUAAACUAAAUGUUGGUUUUCAAAUUACUUCUUAGUGAACAACCCCAAAUUUGUUUAAAUUGGGGUGUUUCUCUGAUUAUUUAUCUCUCUCACCCUCCCAGCUGCAUCUCUCUUUCUAUCACAUGAAUACAUAUCUCCCAGCCUCAUCUCUCUCUCCCUUUCUCAUCUACAUAAUUGGCACAGCCUUAUCUCUCUCUCAGCUAAAUGUUUCUCCCAUCCUUACAUCUCUUUUCCGACCUCAUCUCGUCUACAACAGUAGAGCUACAGAGAAAAUUGAGAAUGUACAGCCGGGACUUUAGUAUACUUCCUAACUUUGGGAGGUAGGUAACUAGGUCUGGGGAGGUCGGCCCUGAACAAGGCAUUGCCAUUGAUGUAAUCCAAGUCACCAGCAAUGACAAUAAUGGGCAAGUUUGCCCUGAAAAGGGGGCAUAUCUUCCCAUGAAAGUUGCUAAAGCAAUCUCUGCAUGGUUCUAGUGCCCACUGCAAAUGCAGUUGCGCUCUGCUGCCUGGUAACAGUUCACUGGUGUCCCCACAUGCAGGACACCAGGGAACUAAAGAAGAAGAGCAAGGAAGAACCUCAAAAUUGUGACUGUCCCACAGAAAGCGGGAGUAUAGGGAGGCAUGCUUUAGUUCUUCUCGUUGAGAGCAAAAUGUGAAAACUGUUCUUAGCAGUGAAAAUUAAAUCCUUCCUUACGUACUCAAUUUUUCACUCUAUAAUCUAAUUCUCCCAUGUGAGAAAACAUCUUUGCUGCUUCUAAUCUGUUAGGAUGUGUGGCGAAACCGGCCUCGCCACGUAUCCUUGGAGGGGGCUGCUUGCCCACCUCUUGCCUUUGGACUAUGGACCAGACUUUAUGAGAAUGUGUUAACCCAGAUAGCUAUGCCAUGGAGCCCAUUUGUGUAGUUAAAGACUUCGGCUCCAUGGCAAUUGAACUGUGUGAAUAGGAUCUGAGCGCUCUUCAGUAGUUUUGUGCGCUCAGAUCCCAGCUAUCUGGGGAUAUGUGAAAUGUCUGUGUGUUAUGUGAAAAGGUUACUUUAUGUAUUUUAAAGUGUUUUGUGUCUUUUUGCAACCAUGUGCUUAAUGGAGUCUUGUGUCUGUCCUGGGAGAUAAUUGAAUUACUCUCCAGGAUAGAAGACUCUGAAACUGGUUUGGGCCAGAAAGCCAUGCUUCAUUUAGUCACAAAGGACUUUCCCUUAACUUUUGAACCCCUAGUCUGAUUCGUGCCAUUUUUUAAUAUGUUGUUGCCCUGAAUGGAUUGAUUAUGAAAAUGUAAGUUUUAUGUAUGUACGAUGUUAACUCACAAAGUUAUAAAAAUGUACACAAAGUAACUUUUCAGCUUGGAGAUAAUUGAGUAGAUACAGUAAUUGACUCAAUUAUCUCCUAAGCAGAGGGGAGGAAUAUGCUGGGUGUGUUUUUAUUGUCCCAUUGUGUCUGAUUGGCUGCUGUACUUGCAUUGUAUGUGUUGUAAUGUGUUUAUUGGUGGUUCUGCAAAACCCUGUGGGCAGUACUAUGUUUUGUGGAUUGUAAUAAAAACCAGGCUGGGUGUGCCAGCACUGGAGUUCCUGUUUUAACCCUCAAAGUGAAGUGUCGUCUCAUUAUUGGGGGAAGGAUUUAUUGUAUGCUGUUCCAGUUUGACUGCUAGGAGAGUAAACCUAUUCGUAUGGUUCCUAUUCAACUGUCUACAGCAUUCAUAUGCUUGAGAGGAUUCAUAUGCUUCUCCGGUUCGGUGGUUGUGGUGUCUGCUGCAGUGCUUGGAGUCCUCAGGAAGCGCUAGGAGCAUCCUUUAACGGAGGUACCCAUUCGGGGUGCCAGGUGAUCCGUUACAAGAUGCAUGACCAGAUUUCGAUUCAUAAGAGUUGUAGUUCUGCAACAACUGAAUGUCUACCUUUUUAAAUUUGAGAAUGUGGAAGGGUUCUUUAAGGGACACUCUGGUAACCAUAACAACUUCAACUAAAAUAAUUUGUUAUAGUGCCAGGAGGCCAGCUGGGAUUUCUCUAAGCCAACCUGACCGCUCUAAGCCAAUUAAAGGCGCCCAUGCCUGGUGGCACCCCAAAGCUGGUUGCCACCUGGGGGACCUGCAGAUCAGUGCUGGUGGUAAACUUUGGGGUUAAACCGCUUGAGAAAAGUUUAACCUCAUAAGGUAAGUGUAAGCCAGCGGCCUCCUGGCACCGUAACAACUCACUUUAGAUUAAGUUGUUAUGGUGACUGAAGUAUUACUUUAAGGAUUGCUGUAAUAUAUAACAACUGGUAAAUGUACUGGUGUAGUGAUUACUGAAGUGAAACAGUAUUUAUUUUGGUGGGGUUGUAGUGAUGAUUUAAAGCAUUGGUGAAAAUGUCUUCAAUGGUUUUUCCUCUGAAUCUUAUUCCUACACUUGCUCUGAGGAGAUGUAGGAAUUACCAUACAAAUGUAUCUAUUUCCUCCAUGUAAAAUGCUUAUGCAUGCUGCCGUAUAGUAACCAGCAUCGAAGUGCCACCAUCUGAUGAAAACCUUGACAUAUGCAUAGUCGCUUUUUCGGCAUAUGCAGUAUAUAAACCCCCAAAACCCAAGGAUACUCAGACUUAUAUUUGGGAAAAUUAUCAUAGCUUUAUUAAUAAAUGCAACAUAUAAAUUAUUAAAGGUCAUUGUCAACAUAUUUAACAUAACAUCUAAGCCCCAACUCUUUUAACAAUUCGACCCUGACAAUGAUCCCCAUAAACAAACAAUAUUAACAUAUAUUAACAUAUAAAUAACAUCUAACCACUUAAACCAUUGCCACAGAGGGCAUGAUUUACCAAGUUCCACCAUGUAGGGGGUAUACCAAGAUACUCCCUACACACACCAGGUUCGGAGCUCUGACAAGCUCAAACCAACCAAAAUCUAACCAAACAGUUGUUAGCGAACUAAACUAUGUUACAUCUGGACAAACAACCUACACCCCAACCUGUUUAUCCAUCCCCCGCAGCCGUGACCAAACGGGAUCCUGAACCCCCUUAAAGGGAGGAUUAAUUAAGAUGGCCCUUGAUCUAAAAUGACUGCUAUAUGUACUCCCAUAAUCCAAAACCCUGAGCGUGCAGUCCCUGGGGUCCAGUGGGGCUGCUGAGCAGCUGGCGUGCAGGCGGCGAGGGAGCAAUGAUCUCCCUGCUCAGCUCCCACGAGCGCCUCUUAGUGGAGCCGGAGUGACGUCAUAUUCCGGCUUCAGCAUCACUGCUGUGCGCGCAAGGGGACUGAGCAGGGAGAUCACUGCUCACUGCUCCCUCACCGCCUGCGACUAUUUUAUUUUUUAAACUUUUGGCAGAACCCCAAUUGGCGUUCCGCGGAACCCUGGGAAACACUUGUCUAAAUGAUUGUAUGUGCGUCAGAUAGUUUAAAAUUAGUGAUUGUAAGUGUGUGUAUGUCAGUGUAUCUGAGAGUGUGUGCUGGUGCGUGAGUGUGUGUCUGUCAGUCAAAAUGUGUGUAAGUUAACAGGAAGAGGUGUGGCCUUGGCAGGAAGGGGCAGGUACAUUUAAAUUAGGGGGUGCCCGAGAUCUGUCAUGCCUAGGACAGCACCAUUUCAAAAUACACCACUGGCUAUAGUGUUCCUUUAAACAAUCCUUGUGGGUAUACAAACUGUUGUAAUUGCCUAGUUUAUAAUGCUUGCACAUUUUAAGAUAUGAUUUAGUCCCACUGCACAUAAAAUUCAAAACAAACUAGUUUUCUAAAACCAACCACAUUUUCCAGCAGUUACCCACGCAGUUUCUAUUCUAGCGCAACUUUUGACACAAAGAUCAGUAUCAGUAGCAUGUGUGUCUGUCCCCAGAUGACAACAUCCUGUAAGGGAAAAACAAUUGACAUGGCUCCAAAGAGCAGUUCAUGAUAUUGAUAGAGUUAUUAACUCAAGUGAGGAUUCUGAAAAUUCUUAUGCAAAUGAAGUUGAAAUAUACAUUAUUAUUUUUCAAAUGAUUUUACAUUUUCACAGUACUAUUUAUUAUUAUUCAAAUUAAGGUUAAAAUAGCUACACUGGAAAAAUUCUGUACGUCAGCUAUAUUUUUAGUUCGUCUACUUUGACCUUAAAUUUGAAAUGAACUUUGAAUUCUUAUUUUAGUAAAUAAUCCCAUGGAAAUUUUUAUUAAAGGGACACUCCAUACCACUAAAGCAGUUUAGCUUGUUGAAAAGUGUUAUGUGCCCUCUUUUUUUAAUUUUGGAAAUAGUGCAGAUUUCAGUAUAACUUAUACUGGUUAUAACCUCCCUUGCUUUUCAAACAGACAAUAGAAAACAGGUCCUGUUACUUCCUGGUUUGGUUAGCUUAUUUGCACUGAACUCAAAAGGCAGCAAUUGCCUACAGCACCUGCCUUGCAAAGACUUCUCAUUGAGCUACAUUGGGAAGUCUGUGAUUGGACAGUCACAUAAAGUCUGGGAAGGGUUUGUAGAAGGUGGCUUGCAAAGGCUGCAGACAAGAGAUCUGCAGUUUUUGCAAGGUGUUUUUCUAUACCUAAAUGAAAAAAUGUAUAAUUACAUGCAUGCAUGUUUUACUUUGGGGGCAUAUCUACUAAACAGUGAUGUUUAUUUAUUUAGUAUUUGGGCAGUGGAGUGUCUCUUUAACUUAAAAAAUCACAAUACAUUGUAUUCAAUUUUAUAUACCACAUUUAACUUAGAAUUUUCAGUGCAUUUCAAUACUCUAUAAUUACAGCAUAAUAGUUCCACAAUUGCUAUGAGGGAUUGUUAUACAUUCUUCCAAUACAUCUAUAGAAAAAUAAUUUUUGUUCAUAAAGGUAUUGUAACACUUACUAUAUGUCAUUUACCAAUUGGUUAAAAUUUGCUAUUUAAAUAUUUCUUGAAACACAAUUUUAGUGGUGGAAACCCAAAAUAUUUUCCGAGCUUUGCAUCAGAAAGCUUGUUUCCUGUCGCAGUUUCCUGCCAUAUGCAGAUUUCUCUUUUAUGUUCAUUGCAUAAUCUAGUUGAAGAUCAAAAGACUACCUGAAGUUUGACAUUUGCUCCAACAGUUCUGACUAAAAUAGGAAAGUGAUAGGUCAGUUUUUUUCGUUACCUGGUUCAUAAUUUCCAUCCUGGUAUCACAGAGGGGAAAUCAGCUGCCAGACAACUUUCCUUUCCUAAUUUUUGCUUUACUGUAUUUGAGAUGUGUACAUUUAACUAGUAAGUGAUAAGCAGUGCAAAGGAGAAUUUGCUUAAAAAGUGGAUUUUUAUAUAAAUUAAUUAGUAUUCUCGAUAGUGUGGUAAACUUUAACUGUGGCAUAAAUUCAUCAAUAUGUAGGGUCUGGAUUGGGGUGGAGAGAAUAUCAGAUUGGUUACGUGCCUGGAACAUGGCUCCUACUCAAUUCUCUACCUGUGGUAGGUGUGAUAAAUUGAAUAAUAAACAAGGCAGAGGUCUUGCAAAUGGUCCCAAACCCUUCUAUUGUGAAGGGUAUUAAUGAUCUGACCAGAUUAAGAGGACUCCGAAUCCCUUAGCUCAAUUAUAAGGGGACCAUGAGGGCUUAUGCACUCAUUACCUAAUAAUAGUACCUAUGUACUUGAUUUCUCUAAUGAGUUUUCUAUACUUUUAUAAAACCAAAGGGUGGGAAAAUACGUCUAUCAGUGUACUGCAAAAUAUAUACAUAAUAUAUGUAUGGGAAGGAGAGGAGUUGAAUUUAGCGCACUUAUAUAAUGAUUUCCUUAUUAUAUUUCGUAACAUUGACAAUCAAACUGCACAAUGAGAAUAGUUACAUUUAAUGUUAGGGUGAUGUAUACCCCAGAUAAAUGUAGAUUGCUUCUUUUUCAAAGUCUUUAUUUUAAAACAGGAAAAAGGCAUUGACUUAUUACAAAUGUCCAGUAUAUACAAGGCAUGGUCAGCAGUUCACGUCAGUUUUGUAUGUAAAAUAAGCAGGAGAAACAGAAACAUAUAAUAAAAUGAGAACUAAAAAUAUAUCAUCAGCAAGCUUUAAGUAAUUCAUGAUUCACAUACUUGUAAUUUCGGGUCGAUGCCCAACUAUAUUCAUUGUGCUUGACCAAAAGGUGUCCCAGGAUUGGAGUUAGCCAUUUAAAGAAAAUAAAUAAAAAGAGGGGUGGGGGUAGAAGGGCUCUGCAGGUACUCAACCAGUAGAUUACUCUCUUAACUUAUCUUAUGGAAGGUUCACAAAUUCAUCCCAUAUAGACUGUGUUUUAUGGUAGAUGGCCAGAAUACCCCUAACUGUGGCUAUGAGCUGAUCCAUAAGUCUAUCAUGCUCUAAUUGGGUCCUGGUCUCUCUAAUCAAGGGCAGAUCCUACUUAAGGAAAUUGGUCGCCAGCAAACGUCUGGCUGACAGAGUUAUUAGAGAGCCAUGGGAAAUCUAACAGCAUGUUCUACAGAUGGUCGAACCUCUAAUUUCUGCUUCCACCAGGUUUCUAAAACCCCUUGCACAUAUCCAGCAGGGGAAAUCCUUACUCUGGAAAUGAGGAGCCAUAGAGGAUACAUUUCCAAAAGGACAAGCUUGAUCCUGACCCUAUCCCUUAUGUUAAUGGAAUUUAGUAUGGCUGUGCACUGCAUCCUCGAUAUUGCUCUCUGAGAGCCCCCCAACAGAUAAAUCUGUGGAUGAUCCAAUGUUCACCCAUUUCUGGUAUAACACAAUCUGAGCUAGCUGACCAGAUUAAUAGUACAUGAACAGACUCAGAAGUCCCACCACAACCCUCUCUUUAUGUCUGUACAGUAAUGUUCUAGCUACCUGGUGAUUUCUGUUAUUAUAUACUCAUUUGCAUAUUUAGAAUCUAAGUUUCAUUAAGAGGCCAGAGACGUAGAAACGUGUUAGGGUCAGCGAUAGUGAGUAGUACAUCAUAGGCAAAAGUUGAUCAUUUGUAUGUAUCUGACCCUAUUUUGAUCCCUUUAAUAGUCGGGUGCUCCCUAAUCUGGUGUAGAAGAGGUGAAGGCAUAGUAGAAGUAAGAGGGGGGAAGAUUGGGCAUUCAUGUCUGGUGCCAUUAUGAAGUGCAAAUGGUUUAUGGUCUGUGUCUGGUAGAAUCACCUGGGCUUGGAUGUUUGAAUAUAAUGUGAAUAUAGACCUGACAAAGGAGGGAGGAAAGUCCUAGUGUCUAGGAGACCAAACAGAUAGAGCUAUUUGACCCUAUGAAAAGCCUUCUCUGCAUCUACCGACAAAACCAAUGCAGGUGUUUGUUUGUCUUUCACAAAUAACAAAAAAUCCAAAUGAUAAUGGUGCUUAUAAUGUAAUGUAGCAGCAGCUAUCAAAGUGCAAUAGCAAAAAAUAAAAAAAAAUUAAGGUGCGCUGCAACUUUAAAUAUCUUUCAUAAGUAUUCCACUCUCAUCUAAAAGUGCACUAUAACUUUAAGGAGAAAAGAUGGUAGUGCAAAAAACACUGUGGACUAUUGUUACAAUAAUGUGCAUCAAGCAAAACAUUUGUGUACACACAUUCCCUUGUUAAGUGCAUGCAAAUAUAUAAUAAACUGCUAAGUGUAAACACACUAACUCAAAAGUGCAUCAAACAUAUAGUGCAAAAUAUAACUAACAUGUAAGGAAAAAAAGAAAACAAUAUACUGUAAUAAUAAUACUGUAAUAACUAACAUGUAAGGAAAAAAAGAAAACAAUAUACUGUAAUAAUAAUAACCAACACAUCUCUAAAUAUAUGCACACUGGGGGGGCGUGGCUGACUACCGAGCAAGAUGGCCGCAUAAGGACUUGCUCUGGCACCGAGCUCUAACAAAAAGCACCAAAAGGCUCCCAAGGUGAUGUCUCACCACAAAACAAAGAAAAUGGCCUCAAAAGCCGACAAGAUGUACUUUUUCAGCCACAAAGGCUCAGCACCGCAGACGACCUCCCAGCAAGAUGCCCAAGAUGGCGACGGAGACUCAGACACGAGUCUCUCCAUGACGGAGCAUGCACAGGCCGAACACAUUACAAAGAGCUUUCUAGCACAGGUACUGGACACACUAUCCAGCAAACUAAUAGCCUCCUGGCAACAAACUGCAGGCACCCUGAGAAAAGAAAUGCAGGACAUAGGGACUCGCACAUCUCAAAUGGAGGACAAAAUGGGAGACAUUUUGCUACUGCCCAUAAUGACAUAGCCGACCAUGUACAGAGCCUGGCGGAAAAGGUGGAGCAACUGGAAGCACGGAUGGCUGAUGCCGAAGACAGGGCACGGGGGAAUAAUAUCAGGCUCAGGGGGGUACCGGAGUCAGUUCAACAUGCGAAUCUCCAGGCCUGUACGAGGCCUGCUGCGGGCCCACGCACCAGACAUCCCGGCGGACAUGUUGCUGAUUGACCGAGUACACUGAAUCCCCAAACCCACAUACUUACCGGAUUCCACGUCACGAGAUGUGCUUUUGAAAGUGUCGCAAUACAAGACAAUCUCAUAUGAAUGAGACGCAUAGGCCACUCCAGGGCCGUCUUUAAUUUAGAUUGGACCCUGGGCGAGCAUUUACUUGGGCCCCCUGACUACGUCUAGAUACACACAAAUACACUACCUGACACACAUGCAGAUACACACUGACCACAUAUAGAAACACACAAGAACAUACAGAUACACACAGACUACAUAUAGAUACACUGACACACACACAGAUACAAACACUGACAUACAUGCAGAUACAAAGGUACACACACUGACUACUUAUAGAUACACCGACACACACACUGACAGACAGACACACAGAUACACACAUGCAGAUAUACAGAUACAAACACUGACACAUACAGAUACACACACAAAUACAAAUGGACAACAUACAGAUACAGAGACACAUUCUGACAGACGUACUGACACAGACUCACACAGACUCACACACAGAAAACCAUAAUGAAACACACAUACACAAAGACAUACUGAACCACACAGACACUGAUGGACUCUCACACACACAGACAUACAGAUACACUGACAGACGUACUGGCACAUAUACACACAGACAGACGGACAUACUGAAACACACAUACACACAGACAUUGACAGACAUAUUGACAAACACAGACAUACAGAACCACACUGACAGACUCACACAUAGACAUACUAACAGACUGAAACACACAGACACUGACAGAUAUACACACAUACAGAUAUUUUGAAACUCACAGACAGCCAUACUGAAACACACAGACACUGACAGACUCACACAGACAUACUGACACACAGACAGACAUUCUGGCACACAGACAGACAUUCUGGCACACAGACAGACAUUCUGGCACACAGACAGACAGACAUGCUGAAACACACAUACACACAUACAGACAGACAUGCUGAAACACACAUACACAGAGACAGACAGACAUGCUGAAACACACAUACACACAGACAGACAGACAUGCUGAAACACACAUACACACAGACACUGACAGACAAACACACAUCCAGACAUUUUGACAUACACAGACAGCCAUACUGAAACACACAUACACACUGAACCACAGACACUGACAGACUCACACACAGACAUACUGACACACUGACAGACAUACACACAUACAGACAUACUGAACCACACAGACACUGACAGACAAACACACAUAGACAUACAGAUACACUGACAGACUUUGAUAACCACCCUCCAGUUUCUUACCUUGUCCUGGAGGGUGGCUUCCCUGGGGUCCAGUGGGCUGGCUGGGGUGGCUGGGAGUUAAGCUCUCCCGGCCUGGCCCCCUCCGGAACAGCUGGUCCUCCUUCCUCCCGCGCGGCUCCUGUUUCUGUGGGAGGAAGUGACGCACGGCUGUCACUUCCUCCCACUGCUGCCGAAAAGCAAGGACCCGGUCGCGCUGUUAAAGCGCCACAGCGCCCGACCGGGCCCCUGCUGACACAGUCCCACCGGGUGGCCCUAAGUGCAUGGGCCACCCGAUGGGCCCCCAUAGUUUGCGGGCAGAGGGCAAACAGGGCAGUUACCUCGGGCCCCCCAGCAGGGACAGGGCCCGGGGCAGCUGCCCCGUUUGCCCCGCGUUAAAGACGGCCCUGGGCCACUCCGACAGCUGACACGAUAUCUACGCCACAAUAUGUACGAAGUGAACGUAUCUACAAAUUAUGCAAUAACAGAUAUGUAAAAUCUCUCCGACCCCCCCAUCACUACCUCCCCUCCUAUACCUUCUCCCCACCCACCCCGUACCCCAUAUACUGUUAGUAUGUUAAAAGUACCAACAUGCAGCGAAUGAAGUAGUGAAUGUAAUACGAGCCAAGAAACUGUUAAAGCGGAUGUAAAACUCACUGUGAAAACUUCCAUUGUAAUGUAUGUAUCAAUGUAUGUUGACAUUAUAAAAUACAAAUAAAAAAAUAAAAAAAAAUUAAAUAUAUGCACACUCACAAACGGAGCAGAUGAAGACUGCUCAGGCUAUUGAUUCUCCAAACAAAUCACUUGAAUAAGUAUUUUACAAAGAAUCCACCAGGCAGAAACUUUCUUUCAAAAAUCUUUAUUAAUUAAAAUAGGGAGAGUUUUAACAUAACACUUUCUGGAAAUCAAGUCCCCAACAGAUUGAGAGCUCCUUGGAUUUGAUCAUUAUUUUUGAGGGACAUCAUUACAUUGCAGGUGAUGUCAUUGCCCUGUCUCCUGGAAUAGGAGUUGUUAGUGAGAGGUUCAGAGCCGGCAAUUAAACCGAAACGUAUUUCCAGAAAGUGAUUUAUUAAAGCAGCAGUAGCCAAAAAAGAGUAUAUAUUAAAGGGACACUAUAGUCAUUAAAACAACUUUGCCACUUGUGCCUGGAGGGGACUACUGGCUAGCCUCCUGCCUUCCGACUAUGGCCCCUGUGCUGAUAGCUGUAUUUUUCCCUGCAGAAAUGUUUAUUUGUGUAUUUCUGCAUAUUUCUGACUUUCAGUAUGUGAGUAGUGCUACACCAGAUAGCUAUGCCAUGGAGCCUGUUCGUGUAAAUAAAGACUAUGGAAAAGACUUUGGCUCCAUGGCGAUUGAACUGUAUGUAUGUGAUCUGAGCACCAUUCGGUAAUAAUGUGAGCUCAGAUCUAAGCUAUCUGGGGAUAUGUUGCAUUUAGUAAUUGUAACAUUGUGUAAUUUUAUGUAUUUUUGCAACCAUGUGGUUAAUGGAGUCUUGCCUCUGUCCUGGGAUAUAAUUUGAUUACUUCCCAAUUAUCUCCAGGAUAGAGAGGAGGGAUCGUGAUGUCACUGUGGGAGUGUUUUGUUUGUAUUUUCUGUGAUUGGCUAAUAUCCAAUAUGUGUCCCAUUGUUCCAUCAGGUCCCCUAGGGGAGUGUCCACCUGGUGGACACUUGCAUAAAUAUCGGGCAGGUAGCCCUCAAUAAACCAGACCUACUUGCACCUUUCUUGAAGUCUUGGCUCAUGCUUGGGGGAAGGGAUACCUACACUCUGGGGAUUGCUAUAAUCACUUACUCCCCAGAGUAAGCUCUUGUAAGAGCUUGCUUUGUUCCUGCUACGCUCUCUGGAUUUGGGAGAGAUUCACCCACUGGGAGCUGGAUCCUGGUCAUGGAUCCAGGGUGGGUGAGAGACGGCGAGACCCUGUCGCAACUGCAUCACUGGAAGUGGGUCCACAGUGCUGAUGGUGUCGGUUGGAGUGGUCAGAGUCCUCGGCAAGCGCUAGGAGCAUCGAAUGGCGGAGGUACUCGGUCGGAGUGGCAGCGGUCCAUCACACAGGGGAUUAUAAAUUCUAAAUUAAACAGAAAUUGCAAUAAAGGAAGUGUAAACAUUUGAUGACUCUUUACAGGAAGUGUUUCUGAAGGCUGUGUUAGUCACAUGAAGGGAGGUGUAACUACUGCUGUAUAAACAAAGUAAUUUAGCUCCUAAAUGGCAGAGAAUUGAGCAGUGAGACUGCAGGCAUGAUCUUGUCACAAAAACUGUUUUAUUAAGAUAAAGUUGUCAUGGUGACUAUAGUGUCCCUUUAACUGGGGCACAUUAUGCACAAUAAACGUUACAGCUUGAUAUAGUAAUUAUGGUCUAAUACAUCUGUGUGUGCUAAUGUUUUUUUUGCAGAUUAAAAUGCUAGUACUAGAAUGUAAAUUACAUUUGUUUAAGGUGAAUGAGGACUUGGAAGCGCCUGGAUAUAUUUGAUAUUGGAAUUGGAUUUUUGUUUUCUUAUAGGUUAUGAAUAAAUCUAUACUAUGCAUGUUUGUUUACUCUUCUGCUUGUUGUGUGUGCAAUAACAGGUACAAUAGAAUAUUAUUCUUAAAUGAAAAACAUCAUAUCCUCAUCAUUCGUAUUUAUACUUAUCACCCUAGUGUAAGUAACAAUAAACUGUAUGUUUCAUAGUUGUUGUUUUUUAGUUUGUUUGUUUGUUUUUUAGCUUUCGAAUCCCUUCGGAAGCACUCACAAAAAACUUGCUUUUAAUUGUAUCAUUUAUAUGUGUUCAUUAGCUUAUUCUUCAAUCUGUUUUUUUUAUUUUAUUUUUUUAUAGGCCUCUUGAUAAAAACUGGAAAAGAUGCCAGAUGCUGCUGGUCACUUGCCCUUCUAUUAUGGUAGCAUCUCUCGUGCAGAGGCAGAAGAGUAUCUCAAGUUAGCUGGUAUGAAGGAUGGACUCUUCCUGCUGAGGCAGUGCCUGAAAAAUCUUGGAGGAUAUGUUCUCUCCGUUGUCUUCAAUAUUGAAUUUCACCAUUAUCCUGUGGAAAAACAACUAAAUGGCACAUACAUUAUUGUUGGAGGAAAGCCUCACUGUGGGCCAGGUGAAUUAUGUGAAUUUUACUCAAAGGAUGCAGAUGGACUGUGCUGUGUCCUUCGAACACCAUGCAACCGACCUAGUGGGGUUCCAUGUAAGCCUGGAGUUUUUGAUAGCAUCAGAGACAACAUGAUGAGAGAAUACGUACGGCAGACAUGGAAUCUUGAGGUGAGCUGUAGUUUAAAUGAUAAUAAAAUUUUUAUCAAUUUAGUAGCUGACUAGAUUUCAGAAGUUGUAUACAUAGAAAACAAGAAUAAACCUUGUGAAACACGUGGAGUGAGGCAAACAAUAGUUAGGUUCGGAAGAGUUGACUACUUGCUACCUCCUCAACAUUAGCAGUCUCCGUUAUCAGAACAGUAAAAAAUAAAUCCUUCAUUACGAAAGUCUUCAUUACUAAAGUGGUAUAAAAUUAGUCAUUAAAUAAUUAGAAAAUUCUGGUAUCCCAAGUUAUUAAUCUUGUGCAUUUGUUUUCAACCGCAUUUCAGCUAAUCCAAAUCAAGGCCGAUUGGUCGGUCACCCCAAUUCCAUAACUCCGAAGCACCAUAUGCACACAAAGGAUUAACAUGUUUGCUUGAUUAGUGACUUGGAGUUGACUGAUGGAAAAAAGAUGAUUGAUUGGUUAGGGGGCAGCCAUUGAGUGCUUGUUUUAUUAACAAAUCAAGUAAGAGUGACCAACUGGGGUUACAUUUUAUAUAUAAUAAAUAUAUAAAAUAUAAUGAAAGAUUUUUUUUACUGCUACUUCUUUUUUACUCUAUUAGUUACUAUUUCUCACAUAAUAUAUGAACCAAAUGAUGGGAAAAUGCACCUAUCAGUGUACUGCAAAAUAUAUUCAUAAUAUUUAUAUGAUGAAUAUACUUUAUAGUAACACUGAUUGGCCAGUUUAACACUUGUUGGGUUCAUUCACAUUUUUUACCCUAAUAUUUUGCAUGUACGAUAUUCAAACGAGCUGAACCACCACAUGGACAACUACUGGACUACCUGAACUAACUUUUUUUUCCUUGGAUUAAGUGAUUCAGCUAAACCAAAUUUUUCCAUCAAGUCUAUUAAAAAUUGUCAAAGUUAGAAACCCAAAAUGAUGUCUAUAGCCUACGUAAUGUCUCUUAUUAAAUAUAAACUUUUUGUGUUGUUUUAUUUGAAUGAGUCGAUGAAUGGGUUAGCGAAUGGAUGAGUGUAUGCAUAGCUAUAACUACAGCAGACCCACUAUUCCAGUGAGCUUCAUGAGGCAGGUAGUAACAAAAGGUUCCUGGUUUCCCUGGCCUUGGCUGGCUCCUAAGUGAGUCAGGAAGGAGGUACUCUGAACUUGCAGCUGGUGGUUAGUUUCAAACAACAGUGGAAGAGCGUUAUGCAAGAGGCCAAUGUAACCCCACUCUUCCCAUGAUUAGGUCACUGUUUAGUUUUAUGAAGUUUUAUGUCACCAAUGGAGAAAAGGAGAAGCUGUGGGUUGGAAACUCAGUCCUAGGUUGCUUUGCAAUGCGACAAGCUACCUCCCUGACCCAAUCGCCACAGAUUUGAACUCAAAGUUGUUCUUGUCAGUUCUCUUUGAUCUUGCUCCUCUUAAUAGGCUAGCUAUGUGGAUGGCUAAAAUGAGAAGAGACAAGAGUCAUCACUAGUUCAAAAACACAUCCACAAGGUGAAGUGCCCUUUAUGCAGUGCAUGUUGUGCAAUUGCCUUAGUUUGCCCCUUAAUCGUCAGAUAUUUUUUAAAUGACCAAGCAUACAAUUGUAAUACAAAACAGAAAAAACUGAAUACGGUGUGCAUUAAGUCUAAUAAAACAAUUAUUUUGAAUCGGUUAGUGUGUCUAUACAUCUGUGUUCCUCUUAUCUGUGUCCAGGUUGUUCAGAUUGUUGUAUACAUUAACCAAGUGGAUCCUUAAUUCUUAUCUUUUGCUCAUAGAAAUUAUGUUCUAAUUUGAAAAAAAAAUCACCCAAUGCUCUCACCCCCCAAGCCCACUUUCAUUUUGAACAUGUCACUUCCUCUCUAUAGCGCAGCUAGUUUAAAGCAACAUUAAAAUACUUUUUAGAUGGGAAUAUACCAGAGCAGGACAUAAGCAGACUACCAAAAAUGAGAAGGAUCAAGAGAGGAUGAUGAAGAUAAACGAACCUUGUUUAUCUCUACAGCACAACCUUGUGGAAAUAGUUCUCGUUAACCGUUACCAGAAUAUUCUUUACAGGAAACAAACCGGUCAAACUUUCCAUACCAGUGAAACUUUGUGACUUUGCUGCUGUGAAGAAACCUAAUUUAAUAUUAAAUGGUUAUUCUAAACCUAUUUCACUAUUAGAUUUUUUAGGCUAACAAUGCCUUAUUUUAGUUUAGAUCCAUGUCCAAAAUGGGGACAGGUCUACCCUGUUACCGUUAUAGAGACGUUAACAGUUAUUUAACAGCUGGAUUCUGACUGGUUUCCAACCCUGUCACUUCUGUUUAAUUGCUGCAGUUAACCCUUAAAUCUUAACACUAGCAUAUGGCCUGCUUUAAAAGAAGAUAACUACAGCUAACUUCCCAUAUACCCAAUAGAAAAAAUACGAGUUAACUAUUUGGUAUUCUAAUGAAACCAGAACGCAUAUUAAAGAGUAUUAAUUCCAGAGAAUACCAGCCACAUGAUAGAAAACACUUUAAAUAAUUCAUUUUACAAGUAAUAUGAACUAUUCACAGCACAACUUACAUAAAUAUGUAUCUGGCAUAGCAGUAAAAUCAGAGCUUAAAACAUUGUACGCUGUCACUAUCUCCUGCUAAGGCCAAUCACAUGGUGAAGGAUGUAUACUCAGGGUCAGUCUUUUUUCCAGCAAGACAAGGGUGUUAUGGUGUCAUUUUACAAAGUGUGUACCUGUGCUUUACCAGGGAGUGGCUAAUAGGUUAUUAUCAACAGCUUAACCCAGCUCUUUACCAUCAAGGCUUGAAACAAGCCCAAUGAGAGGAAAUAGUAAAAAUGAAAACUUUGUCAGACAUGUAUAAAGUCCUUUAUUCUAAGUUCAUCAGCAAUGUAAAACACAAUUUUUGAAAGUUGUACUCAUUAAGUCAAAAUCAUGUGCACGCACGAUUUAAAGGGACACCGUAGGCACUUUAACAACUUCAUUUUAUUGAAGCUGUUAAAGUGCCUGCAGUCCUGCCCCCCUCUCCUACUCCCUGAAACCCUUUAGUUCACUAAUUAAAAGGGCUUAGAAGAAUUGUUUAAAGCCCUCUGGAUAUGAGACUUGGGACACUUACUUCUUGGUUCUUACUCCAUGGCAUACUGUGAUGUCAUGUGUGCAUGUACAAUGCCAUCACAGCCAACCAUAGAGUUUAAAGAUUCUCUAUUGCAGAAUCUUAGACGCAUCAAGACAAGCGCCACGCAUGUGCCUAAGUUCCCAAUGCGCCAAUAUAUUAUAGGGUUUUCUUAUGAUAUGUAUGCACAGCAUAACAUUACAUAGGAAUAAAAUAUUUAAUAAAUAGAAAACAUUUUGGUCUGCUGAGACUUUAACUGUAAUAGCAGUCAUGUAAUCUAAAACCUUUAAACAAAGGUAUGUAUUUGAUAUUGUAACAAGUAGAGCCUCUAGUGCAGGGGUAGGCAGCCUUUAUCUCUCCUGAUGUUGUCUACUACACUUCCAAUAAUGCUUUCACAUCCAUAAUGCUGUCAAAGCUUCAGGAAAUUUGUAAUCCACAACAGCUAGAGUGCCAAAUGUUGUCUAUUCCUGUUCUAAAGUAUUUGACUUAGAGCAUUUUGACACUUUUCAUUUCAGCAUUUUAUCACCAACCUCUGCCAAAUCUGAAGGGUAUAUUUAUUCCUUUGUACUUUUCACAUGAGUUUCAUAUUAGUGGGGAAUUUCAUAGACUGCGUCCCGUUACUAUAAAGACCCCAGAUUUAUAUUUUGCUGCUUCUCCCAAGUACAGCAAUAUGAAAAUUCAUUGUUUUAAAUGACAGAAAUGCCAAGUUUAACCAAUUCAUUAUUAUUAGCCUAUAAUAGUAGUAUAAAGGAAUAUAAUUUGGGCUAUUUAACAAAGAACAGUUUGACACUUGCCUGCUUCCUUUGCAAGCCCUAUCCUUCUAACCCCGCCCAGACUUUAUGUGGAUGUCCAAUCACAAACUUCCCAAAGAACCUCAAUGAGAAGUCUUUGUAAGGCAGGUGCUCUGGGUAUUUGCUGCCUCUUGAGUUUAGCGCCACUGAGCUAACCAAACCAGGAAGUAACAGGACCAGACGUCUGAUUGACAGACAUGUGGGAGUAAUCAGGUUAAUAUAUGAAAGUGCCAAUUCCCAUUGAAAUCUGCAAUGUUUAUAAAAUGAAAAAACUGACACACUAUUCACACAUAAAAGCAAUUCAGCAAGCUAAAUUGCUUUAGGUAUGUGGAGUAUUCUUUUACAAAAGAUAUGAAAAAGAAAACAUAUGUUAAAAUAAUUGGUUAUCCCUACCUUAGUCAUAAUAAAUAAUUUGCCUGUAGAAAAUGUUUAAGAUAUGCAUUCUAAGUAGGAUUAUUAUGAAAGGCUGCCCAGCUCCCCCUGUUCCCCACAGAUUUUCUUUGGCCCCUACACCAAUGCCUGGAACUCUCAACUAGACAUUCCAUUUGCAUGUAUACAUUUUUAUCUAGAUCACUUUCUGUUUAUAGCAAACAGAUUUUGAAAGAUGUCUUUCAUGUGUGGCAAGCUUCUACCUCGUAGAUGGUUUUAAAGACUAUACAAUAAACUGUAAUAUUCUUAUUAAUUGAUAUACAGGGAGAGUUACUGGAGCAAGCUCUCAUUAGUCAGGCUCCACAGGUGGAGAAGCUUGUGGCCACGACGGCCCAUGAGCGGAUGACAUGGUACCAUGAAGACAUCAACAGAAAAGAUGCUGAACGUAAGCUGUACUCAGGAGCUCAGCCAGAUGGCAAAUUUCUGUAAGUUUACGAAUGAACGAAUGAGUAUUUUAUUUGUAGAGAUGUCGCGAACCGUCCGCGAACUUCUCACGAACGGUUCGCCACGAGCUGUUCGUGGCGAACUCCGGUCAGCUGACACGUCCCGGCCAAUCUCCAGCAGACCCUCCCUCCCAGACCCUCCUACUUCCUGGACAGCAUCCAUGUUGAAACCGGAGUUCGCCACGAACAGCUCGUGGCGAACGGUUCGCGACUUCCUGGAAACAUGGAUGCUGUCCAGGAAGUAGGAGGGUCUGGGAGGGAGGGUCUGCUGGAGAUUGGCCGGGACGUGUCAGCUGACCGGAGUUCGCCACGGACGGUUCGCGACAUCUCUAUUUAUUUGUUAUUAUGUUUUUAAUUGCCUGGGGGAGACCUUAUAUCUAUCCUUAGAUGCCUGGAGCUUCUGGUGGUUGUAAUAAAAUCACUACAUGUCAUAUUUGGCAUAAUGAGGGUAUCUGUGAUGUGAUAUCUGUCUGCCUAUGAGUCUAAUACAGGGGUGCCCAAGUGGUAGAUCCCCAGAUGUUUUAGAACUACAACUCCCAUGAUGCUUUGCAUGCAUUUAGAAUGGCAAGGCAUCAUGGAAGUUGUAGUUUUCAAACAUCUGGGGAUCUACCUUUUGGGCACCCCUGGUCCAAUAAUUAUUAUAAUAUUUCUAAUUAAUACCUCUCUAUCCAUUUGUAGAAUCAGAGGAAGAAAGGAAACAGGCACAUUUGCCCUCUCGGUUGUGUACGGCAAAACUGUCUACCAUUAUAAGAUUGAGCUUGACAAAUCUGGAAAGCUUGCAAUCCCAGAGGGAAGUAGGUUUGAUACAUUAUGGCAGGUAUGUUGUACUACUUGUAUAUCAGAUCCAUAUUAAUGGAUCUGUAAACGCAUUUUAAAUGUGUUCUGUCAUUUUUUCCUUGUUCAUUUCACAUUGUUUUUUAUUUUUUCUGCGCAGUUACACUUCACUACAAACCCUAAUUGUUUUUUUUUUAAUUACUGUUAAUUUCAUACAACUUUUUUUUUUUUUACAUUGUCCUUAAUUUGCCCCACAAUAUGUUCCUUGGUCCAGAUGCUCAAAACUGUAUUCUAAUUUACAGAUAUAAUUUACUGAAAGAUUUAGAAACCAACAUUGCAAUAUCUUAGAAUCAUGAUCUUAUUCUCUCUUACCAAUUGUCUUUUCAAACAAAGGUCUCGAUUUCAUUUGUUUGGAUUACAAUCGACACUAAGCGGAAAGAAGUGAAAACACUUUAAAAUAGUUUUACUACUUACAUUGGGUAGGGGGGGUCCAAAGUGCUCCUGUCACCAUAACAUUACAGUGCAUGUUUUUUUGAAAAGCCUUUGGCCUCAAUUUAGUUCCCGUGGAUCAGCAUUUCAAAUUAUGCCAAUCUGUAAGAAAAACUUUUCAAAUUACUUCUGUAGACAUUCAUUUGAAAGGUUUUUCUGACAGAUUGUGAUCAUUUGCCUUGCUUCAAUAUUGGCGCUAAAUUGAUGAAGUCAGGAUGUCUCACAUCAAUAUUCAAGCUGAAUACGAGCACAGUGUCACAAUGAUCACUGGAAUGAUGCACAUAACGACUCAGCAACCUGACAUUGUGGAUGUGGGGUACAAAUCAAACCAUUAUGAAAUUUACAUACAAUGGGGACCUAGGAACUCCUGGCACCAAUGGGGACCAGGGAACUCCUGGCACCAUAAGCCCUACAGUGUGCUGUGGUCGUUUUUAUGUAUAUAUGGUGUGUUCUUUUAAGAUAAAAACUGUUUAAGAAGCCAUUUUCACUGAAUUGAUUAUGGAUUUUUAUUUUUGUCAUAAAUGGUAUUUAUUGACACAUUAAAGGCUUCCAAAUGACACAUUGUAAUUUUUGUUACUAAUCACUGUAAGAGACACUAUAUAACUGCAAAACUAUCAACUAAUAUAUAAUGGUACAAAGUGGAGACUUCAAUUAUGAAACCAAAAAAAGCACUUAGUUAUGUGUUCCCUUCCUUUUCUCUUUUACAUAGCUUGUGGAAUACCUAAAACUCAAGUCCGAUGGGAUUAUAACUGUUUUAACAGAGUCCUGCUCUAAUGGCAAAUCACCUAUUUGUAAGUCAACACACUAACAUGCUGCUAAAUUCAGUAUUCUUUUUUAGAAUCUAAAUGAACUGAUGAGUAAUCUGUGCCCUUUGUAAACAAUGCAAAAUUUCAAAGUGUUACUCCAAGCACCAUUACCACUUCAUUAAUUUGAAGUGGUCAUGGUGUCUGGAUUCUGUAUGUGUAAUUUUUGUAUGUGCAGAGAUUAACUUCUUCACUGACAGAGGUUUCAGUCAACUCCUCAGUCUUUCCUCCCUGACAUGUGACAUCAGAGUAAUAUCAGCUAAGGAGGAUCGGCUAAGGAAAAAGCAAAGAUAAGUUUUACCUUUUUUUUCUGUGUUUUUUUUUUUGGUGGGGGGAAGGGGUGGGAGGCGCAGACCAGAACAGAAGGGGUUACUACAACAAAACCACUGUUUUACGAAAAUACUGUUUUUUGGUUGGAGUAACCCUUUAAUUAUUUUUCCAUUAUCAUUAUACCAAGUUUUAUUGCAUCGUUUACAGGGCCAUCCAGUCUGCUAGGAGUAAUUAAAGGGAAACUAUAGUGCCAGGAAAACAACUUGAUUUCCUGGCACUAUAGCUUCCCCUUUGUCAAGGCCCCCCCCCGUGGUGCAGAAGGGUUUAAUAACCCCUUCUGUCACUUACCUGGGUCCAGCGCCGAUGUCCUUUGGCACUGACUAAGCUCUGCCCAUGCUCCUCCCCUGCUGACUUCCUCCGGCAGGGGAGAACUAAUGCAAAUGUGCAGCCAUUGGAUGGGAUCCCCCCAUCGGAUAGCAUAGCGGAGUGAGGACGUCCAGCGUCGUUUAGACAACCAAAAGUCAUCUAAGCACCUGGAAGUCCCUCUAGUGGCUGUCUGGUAGACAGCCACUAGAGGAGGAGUUAACCCUAGCAGGUAAUUAUUGCAGCUUAUAAAAACUGCAAUAAUUACAUGCUCAGGGUUAAGAGUGAUUUAUAAUUGGAGUUUGCACACAGACCACGUCAAUGGGCUGAAGUGGUAUGGGUGCCUACAGUGUCCCUUUAAUUCAAAUAACAUUUGCAGGUGUGCUUCUCCAUGAGUUUCGUUGUAUGGCUGUAUUUUGGGGGUGUUUUUGCUUGUUGUAGCAGGUGGAGGUAUUAUAUUUCUAAUUUUAAAAUGUUAAUGUACAAAUGAUACCAUUCAAUUUUUAAAUAUUUUUUUUAUCUUUUUUUGCUUUUUAGCUGCCCUUCCGCCCACCCUUCCGGGAAAUGUAAGUAAACUUGUGGUGAUCCAAACUGUUGACUGUUUAAGAUAUAGAUAUAUACAUAUUAGCAAAUUAGAAAAAGGGUGCACUCACAGGUCUUUCCAUAAAUUCAAUGGUGUUUAUAGGUAAUAAACAUCAUUAAAUUUAUAGAAAGACCUGUGAGUGCACCCUUUUUCUAAUUUGGUAUAUAUUUCAUAUAUGUGGGAUUUUACCAAGGCAUUGUAUCUGGAAAUUAUGGACUAAUGGGUGAGCGCUAAGCUACUUGUGUUUAGAUACAUAUAUGUAUAUGUAUAUAUAUGGUUCAAACAUGAUUCAUUGUAAAAAUGAGCAGCUCGCUGGCAUAUAACUGGUCUUAUUCAAGGAACUGGAAAAUAAUGUAAUGAUAAUAAUGCAUAUUUGUUACCUAUUCUUUUCUAUCAGAGACAAUUCCUAACCAGCAGAGAUUACACUCCGGAACCUUCCCAAGGUGAGAACAUAAGGAACAUCGAGAAAAAAACAAAAACCCAAAGGAGUAAAAUGCAUAUCAAACUAAACAAAACAGUCCGAUGGUGAAACCACCACAACUAGAUAUAGUAUAGCAUACAAGUACAUAGCCAAAAGUUAAAUAAAUCUAAAUGAAAAUACUAGUCAAAAUAUAUAAUGUGCGUGUAUAUACAGUGAGGGAAAAAGUAUUUGAUCCCCUGCUGAUUUUGAACGUUUGCCCACUGACAAAGAAAUGAUCAGUCUAUAAUUGUAAUGGUAGGUGUAUUUUAACAGUGAGAGACUGAAUAACAAACAAAAAAUCCAGAAAAACACAUGUCAAAAAAAGUUAUAAAUUUAUUUGCAUGUCAAUGAAUGAAAUAAAUAUUUGAUCCCCUAUCAAUCAGCAAGAUUUCUGGCUCCCAGGUGUCUUUUAUACAUGUAAUGAUCUUAGAUUAGGAGCACUCUCUUAAAGGGAGUGCACCUAAUCUCAGCUUGUUACAUGUAUAAAAGACACCUGUCCACAGAAACAAUCAAUCAGAAACAAUCAAUCAAUCACUCAAUCAGAUUCCAAACUUUCCACCAUGAACAAGACCAAAGAGCUGUCCAAGGAUGUCAGGGACAAGAUUGUAGACCUACACAAGGCUGGAAUGGGCUACAAGACUAUCGCCAAACAGCUUGGUGAGAAAGUGACAACAGUUGGUGCGAUUAUUCGCAAAUGGAAGAAACACAAAAUAACUGUCAGUCUCCCUCGGUGCUCAAUGCAGUCUCCCUCGGUCCUCAUGGAGUUUCAAUGAUCAUGAGAACGGUGAGGAAUCAGCCCAGAACUACACGGGAGGAUCUUGUUAAUGAUCUCAAGGCAGCUGGCAGAAAACAAUUGGUAACACACUAAGCCGUAAAGCACUGAAAUCCUUCAGCGCCCGUAAGGUACCCAUGAUCAAGAAAGCACAUGUACAGGCCCAUCUGAAGUUUGCCAAUGAACAUCUGAAUGAUUCAGAGAACUGGGUGAAAGUGUUGUGGUCAGAUGAGACCAAAAUCAAGCUCUUUGGCAUCAACUCAACUUGCCAUGUUUGGAAGAGGAGGAAUGCUGCCUAUGACCCCAAGAACACAAUCCAACAUCAAACAUGAUGGUGGAAACAUUAUGCUUUGGGGGUGUUUUUCUGCUAAGGGGACAGGACAACUGCACCGCAUCAAAGUGACAAUGGACGGGGCCGUGUACCAUCAAAUCUUGGGUGAGAACCUCCUUCCCUCAACCUGGGCAUUGAAAAUGGGUCGUGGAUGGGUAUUCCAGCAUGACAAUGACCCAAAACACACAGCCAAGGCAAUAAAGAUUGUGACUCAAGAAGAAGCACAUUAAAAUCUGUGGAGGGAGCUGAAGGUUCGAGUUGCCAAACAUCAGCCUUGAAACCUUAAUGACUUGGAGAAGAUCUGCAAAGAAGAGUGGGACAAAAUCCCUCCUGAGAUGUGUGCAAACCUGGUGGCCAACUGCAAGAAAUGUCUGACCUCUGUGAUUGCCAACAAGGGUUUUGACACCAAGUACUAAGUCGAAGGGGUCAAAUACUUAUUUCACUCAUUGACAUGCAUAUCAAUUUAUAACUUUUUUUUUUUUAAAUUGAAAUAAUAAGAGGCAAAAAUACACUUUGUAAAGGUUUAGUCAUUAUCACAUGAACAAUUCUGAACUAAAAUUUGCUCCUGAAGGAUAUACUAUAAUCAUCUUCUAUUAAUGCUUAAGUAUGGUGGUUAAAAGUGUGCAUCGUAUUGGAACAGUAAACAUGGUGCUUAAUGGCUAAAUUAUUUUACAAAUGUAUGUAUUUUUGAAAUUUAUUUUCUAAUUCUUUAUGUUUGACAGACAAGUUUGGUAUGCCACAGCUGCAAAUACAGGCCUUUCUAUAGGCAUAGUUGUGUGGCAUGCAAUAGAACUGCACAUUUUUAAGUAAUCAACAUGUCAAUACAAGUAAUGUCAGAUACUGAGAGUGCAGUAAGAGUAAGUGAAACAUACUAUAUAGGAUGACAUGAAUGUGGUCAAAGAAAAAAAAAAAGUAACAAGCUAAACAGUGGUUAGUUAUGUAGCAUAGUAGCUGCUGGGUACUAUUCUCUUUGUCUGAACAUGUUUGAUGAACAGGUUAUAAGUUGCUGGUAAACUAGCAUGCCCAUUCUGAGCUAAGAUAUAUCUAAAUCUGCAAUACAAAUAUUUACUACAUAGGCUGGUGUGGCCUGGGUCCUAGGCUUCCAAAGGGAAGGAUCCCACAUGGGCUAAUCUGGCUAUGUCAAUAAAAAGAAAUCUGAGGGGCACAUGAACUCAAAACAGAACAAUAAAAAUACAAAUCGGAGGUAUUACUCACGGAUAGUGAUGUCCCGAACAGUUCGCCGAACGGUUCGCGAACGGUUCGCUGCGGACUCCAGUCAGCAGACACAUUCCAGCCAAUCAGCAGCAGACCCUCCCUCCCAGACCCUCUCACCUCCUGGACAGCUCACUAAGAAUGCAGCUUCAAAAUGGAUGCUGUCCAGGAGGUGUGAGGGUCUGGGUCUGCUGCUGAUUGGCUGGAAUGUGUCUGCUGACUGGAGUCCACGGCGAACCGUUCAUGGCGAACCGUUCGCGAACCGUUCGGGAUAUCACUUUAGUGGAGUGCUGUUGUGCAGUGGGUCAGCUAGUUGGCACAUAAAGGUGGUAGGCCAAGGCAGGUCUCAGUGGAUUUUCUUACAGGACUGGGGCUUCAGAGCAUCUAAUUUUUUCCAGUGCGGGAAGCAGUGUAAGGCCCUACAUCUGCGUCGCAGAUGUGGUCUUUGAUGGCGGUGUCUGACUGCCCUCCGUCUGCGGGUACGAUGUGCUAGAGCCAGACUCCCAUUUUCUCUAUGCCCAAGCAGAGGUAUGCGUUUAGUUGCUGCAAUGGAGGAAAUCACCUUGCCCAACUGUGGUCUCUUCUGCUCCUGUCCGGGUAGCCUCCAGACCUCCCAUGAUGACCGAGCGGCUGGUGCCACCAUUCUCGAGCGCACCUCCAGUUUUGCCCAGAAGAGCUUAAAGAUAGCAUCCAGUGUAGCAAUGGAUUUUAGAGAUGAGUGUGUCAAUUGAACUUGGUCCUGCAGAGCUAAAACAUGUGAGUCUUCCCUCUUGUGUAGCCAGGCCCGGAUCAGGGGUGUAGCAGGUCUCGCAAGUUUGCCUCUCUGCCCUGCCCCCUUCUUAGUAGGCCGCUGUGAUAAAAAAAUGCCCGGGCCGAAUUUUUCUCCCAGUCCGGCCCUGGGGAGAACAGUGUAUUCAAUUGUGGGGAGGGAGGGCAGUGUAUUGAAUUGAGAGGAGGUGGCAGUGUAUUUUAAUUGUGGGGAGGGAGGGAAGUGUAUUAAAUUGUAGGAAGGGAGGCAGUGUAUUAUAUUGGGAGGGGGAGGGCAGUGAACGAAGAUGGGAGGAGGGGGGCAUUGUAUUAAAUUGUGGGGAGGGAGGGCAGUAUAUUAAAUUGUGGGGGGAGCAGUGUAUUAAAUUGGGAGAAGAGGGUCAGUAUAGUAAAUUGGAGGGAGGGAGGGGGGCAGUGUAUUAAAUUGGGGGAGAGAAUGGGAAGGCAUUAUAUUAAAUUGGGGGGAGGGAGGAAGGGAGGGUGGACAGUUUAUCAAAUUGGGGGGAGGGAAGGUGAGGGCAGUGUAUUAGAUUGUAUGCUGUCGGGCUGGUAUGCUGGUUUUCAUUCCCAGUCCGGCCCUGAUUCAGUCACACACUUAUGUUCCUAUAAUUUAUUUAAUUUCACUUUAUUUUGGGAGUGUGUAUCCUAUCUUCAUGACCAUGAUUGUAGAUGUGUCACAAAGAGGAAAAAAAGCAAUUAUAACCAUAAACACACCACACGUAAUCAAAAUGCAGCGCUUGUAAAUGCAAGUUUAAAACCAAUACAUGGGAGGCUAAACUGUAACAGCUAAACAGAGAGAACAUAUAGAAAUGUGAUAAGUAGAAAAAAGCAUGUGUGAAUAUCGUACAUCAACUCAUGAGCCAUAUAGAAUCAGGAUGGAGAAGUUGAAUUAACCUAUACCCUAGUCCAAGCAUAGGCAACCUUCGGCACUCCAAACGUUUUGGACUACACCUCCUAUAAUGCCAGCAUUAUGGGUGUAAGAACAUUAUGGGGGAUGUAGUCCACAACAUCUGGAUUGCCGAAGGUUGCCUAUCCCUGCCCUAGUCCAUACGUACCGUACUUUUCUUAACACAGAUUUUUCUGCUAAAUAAAAAGCUACAAUUCACUAACAAAUUUCUCAUCCCAUUGAUUUAAAGGGAAUGCCAGAAUCCUACCAAUGGACACCAAAGUGUAUGAGAGUCCUUAUAGUGAUCCAGAGGAGCUUAAAGAGCGCAAGCUUUUCCUGAAGAGAGAUCAGCUUUUAAUAGAUGAAGUAGAGCUGGGCGCAGGGAAUUUUGGAUCUGUCAAGAAAGGUGUAUACAAGAUGAAAAGGUAAGAGUGCGUAUAUAUACAUUUUCUUUUUUGAUUUUUGUCUAUUUACAUGUGAAGGUCUUGUAUUUACCUUCAAGUUAAAAAAAAAUAUUUUUAUAGGUCAUUUGACCUAUUUUUUAAAAGGUCGUCAUAUUGUAAAUCCAUCUCUGAUUUAAAUAUAUACAUACAAAUAAUUAUUUAUACACAAUAGAAAGGAAUUUUAUACACAGGUCUGUCAAAUGUCUUGAGUGGCACUCAGUCAGUAAGUUUCCACCGAACUUCUGUUUAAACUUUCUGAGCUCCAACAAGGGUAUUUUGAUAUAGUUCAUAUCCUCUUGAAGACCCAUGGGAGCUGAUGUCUUUCUAUUGUUUGACGUUGUCAGCAUUAAUGUUUCAUACUGGGCUAUAGAAUACAAUGGAACUAACUAGUGUGUAUGUAUCGUGUAUAUAAAUAUAUAUUUAUUUGUAGUUGGGGACAAUAAGCCGAGUUAUAGUAGGGGUAUAAGUCGGUUGGGGUGUGUAAAAGAGGGCAAAAAGUUAACAGUUUAAUCUUUAAUACCUGUUGACAUUACAUAACCAGUACUUUAAAUGCCUGUCUCAGUUCCCUCUUCUUUUGAGGGAAAUCUGGUGUAUGCAGACAAUUCCAAUGUCCCAGUUUAUGAUCUGUGCUGGGAUGUUUACUAAAGGCUGCAGAAGCAGUGCUUAUUCUAAAAGAAUGACAUGAGUAUGUUAAAGGGUCGUAUCAGAGUUUUAUGAAUUGUGUCCUGACGUACUGGAUGAAUUUGAUGUAGUGAGUGGUUACCGUGUAACCUUAAAAGAGAGUAUAUGCCUGUGUAGUCCUUUGAGUGUCGGACAAUUGGUCUAGUAUGUUGACCUGGCACCAUUUAUUGUUGAUAGUAUGUAGGUAUAUGUCUGCAGAUGGGGUGGGUAUGAGAUACGUUUAAAGGGACACUCCAGUGCCAGGAAAGCAAAUCGUUUUCCUGGCACUGCAGGUCCCCUCUCCCUCCCACCACCCAUACCAUGUUGCUGAAGGGGUGAGAACCCCUUCAGUGACUUACCUGAGACCACCGCCGAUGUCCCUCCCUGGUUUCGGGUCCGCCCUUGCUCCACGCGCGUAUUAGACCUCUUCAUAGGAAAGCAUUGAAAAUGCUUUCCUAUGGGGAACUGAGCGACGCUGAAGGUCCUCACAAAACCUGUGCUAGAAACCAGGAAGUGCCCUCUAGUGGCUGUCUAUUAGACAGCCACUAGAGGAGGAGUUAACCCUGCAAUGUAAUUAUUGCAGUUUAUGAAAACUGCAAUAAUUACAGCUGCAGGGUUAAGGGUAGUGGGAGUUGGCACCUAGACCACUCCAAUGGGCAGAACUGGUCUGGAGUGUCCCUUUAAGUGUUUGUUAGCUAAUUUAAGGUUGAGGUGGCAAAAGGAUGUGAAUGUCACAUCGAUGGAGUAAGGAUUGACAAUUCGAUUUUUGGAAGUGAACUUAUUAAAUGGAGAGAGUUCUGGUAUAUAAAUGAUUGGUAUAAACAGAGAGAGCCACGUGUGCCAGCAAUCUACCAUGACCAUGAGAUGAGCUAAUCCAGAAUGAGGUCCUGGAAUGUAGGAGUUUUAGCAUGUGGUUAAGAAGCCAUGGAAUGUUUGGAGGAAUACCUGAAAUGGAAUUGAGACAAGGCUUCAACUGCUAUGUUGUGACUGGCUGGUAUGUGUAUGCAGACAAUGUAAAAUUGCUGUGUUGCUGAGUUUGAUUAGUAAUUGACAGACUUCCUCCCCCAAAGGGAUCCCUAGGCUUGUGCUGUGGCGUAUACUGUAAUAUAUGCAAUAUUUAUGUAAUAUGCAUUUUGAUUUACAUAUGUCUGUAUAUCUAUGCUUAUCCAAAAUGUCACAUGUUUUACACAUUUGCUAAUUGUCUCUUUUAAUAUAAUUUAGAAAUUAUAUUCAGGAGUUUUCUCUGUGGUACACUUUUUGUUUUUAAUCUUCUUGCAUCUUUCAAUAAAAUGCAAUUUUUCAGGCGCCAUAUUGAUGUAGCCAUUAAAGUGCUAAAAAUGCAGAAUGGUAACGAAGCUGCAAUAGAAAAAGAAAUGAUGAAGGAAGCAGAGAUAAUGUAUCAACUGAACAACCCAUACAUUGUGAGGAUGAUAGGGGUUUGCCAGGUAGAAUCUCUAAUGCUUGUCAUGGAGAUGGCAGCAGCGGGGCCCCUCAACAAAUUCUUAUCAUCUAAAAAGUAAGUAAAGGGCAUUAAUUAAAUGACUACUGUCAAAGUUCCAGUUUUUUUUUUUUACUUUUAUUACAUUUAAUGAAACUUAGAAUUAUUUUUGUUUUUUAAAUGAUGUAUAUAAUUUUUUUGUCAUUGCUCUGUGUGACCUGCAUCAGCAGCCACUUAGGUUUGAGCAGUAGUUAGUCAGAUAAUAGAAGAAUCUGACCCAACAUGGUUGCUCAGCCAAAAAGUGAAGUUUUCUGAAAGAAUUAAAAAAAAAAAUCAUUAUACAUCAUUAAAAAUAAAAAAUAAAAAUCAAGUUUCACCAAAUGUAAUGGCUUUUGAAUUUUUUUUUUAAAAUAAACAUUUGACGACAAUUGUUAAUUAGGGCUCGCUUCAUUUGUUGAGACUACUUAUUAUUGCAUGGAAUCCAUUUUGUCUAUUUACAAAAACAACUUAUGUUAGAAUUUUUUAUUUUUUUUUACUAAAGUGUGAAUUAAAGAUGAUUUAAAGUACACAUAUCAUCCCUAGUAUGUCAUUGUGUCACUUCAUAGAGAAUACAAUUGUAUCUAAGCACACUAAGGUGUACCUAGCAUGGUUGGCACUUGGACCCAAAUUUCUGGUUUGAGCUUUAAAGGUGACACUUUAAGCAGAAUUUACAGUAGGACUUAUUGUAGUGGUCAAAGGGUAAUGAGGUUAUGAAAUGAGUAGUCAUUCCAUUUUUUUUCUCAAAAAAGCCACUCUGUUUUACCCAAAAAAGCCACACUGGGACAAUUAAUUUCCUCAUUAUCUGUUCAAAAUAUUUGUACAAGGUAUACCAGGGGUCAAGUGCACAGAAUUAAUGCAGUAUUUCUAGACCAAUUGCUGAUAAUGCUUUUCUUUGCCAUUUUAUUUGUGUGCUAUGUGUUUGUGUGUGAAUGAAGAUAGAUUGUGUGCAGUGUAUAUGAAUGUAGAUGAAUGUAAAUGUGUAUUUGAGUGUUGUAAAUGCAUUUUUGUUCUUCCUGAUCUCCACAUCUUCCCUCACUACUAUAUGGCUCUUCCAUCCCUCUGUUGUGCAUAUUUAUCCCACUUCUUCCUAUGUUCUUCCUCUGUCUCUAUCUCAUAACCACCUUUGUCUCUCUCCCUCUUUUCUCCCACCAACCUCUAUCCUUCACCUCUCCCCGACUUGUGUCUCCUUCCUUUAUCUCUUUCCCAUUUGUGUCACCCGGCCCUAUCUCCCCCAUAUGUGUAUAUCCCUUCUUUCCUCAUUUUGGUGCUUUUCGUGGUGCCUUUACCCUACCAGUCCCUGGUCCCAUAUGAACCUCAGGUAUGUCUCCAAUCUCCCUUAAUUUUUUUUCUCCAACUUUCUCCACAUCCUCAACAUGUCUCUCUAAUCCCUCCAUAUCCCUCUUGAAUCAAUGAAUCGCACCAGUCCCUCAUCAUUCUCUCUAAUACCUCUUGUCCCAAUGUAAUGUCCUUCAUCCUCAUCUAUUCCUACCUGUCCUUGUGACUACAAUGUCCAAAUGCAUUUAUUUUUGCCAAGUCUCUCCAGUGCAGCUCUCAUGCCAGUGAGUGCUGCAAGAGAUGAGAGAGCGGUGGGUAUAUUAUGCUGCCAUGUCCCCACCACUUCCAUAUCAUUGCUACUUCAGUGAAAAUACUGGGCAUAACAUUAAACAUUUCUCUGUUCAGUCACCCCAUGAGAGUAUAGCCUUCCCGGGAGCACCCCCUUCUCUACUGUCCCUCAAGGUAGACCACUGCCCGCUUUCCUUAGUGCGUCCCGCAUUGCACCUGUAAAAUUGCUCCUGCUUUUCUGAUUUUUUUUUUAUUGUGGUAAAGGUAAAAAAACAAGCUUUGUUUUGUGAUUGUAUGCACAACCUACCUCCACUUGGAGGGUGCCAUGAUUAUGUGGGUACAGUUCCAUGGUUUUUGGCACCCAGAGCUGACCCCUCCUUAGCCUUAUCAGUCUAAGCCUAUCAGUACACUUUAGGUUGUAUGUAAUGGAUAUCGAUAACUCAAAAUUGGUCUGUAUUAUCAGUGUGACGGAGGAAUGGGCAGUCUCUAUGUGAUGUAAAAAGCCCAGGUUUUUGUCAAAUUCCUCCUAAAUGGUUUGUCAAAAAACCUAGGAACACAUUUUAUGACUCCUCAUGGGUUACCUUGCUUAGUCGUUCCUUUUAAGUCAGACUUUUAUCAUGUUACACACGAUGUUAUACUAAACAUAGAACAAAUAUGGUCCAGGCAACAGUCAAGCAGUUUUAUUGGAAAAAUAAGUGCUCUUCUUUGCACUUUUUGUUCUUUUUCUAAAAAACUGCUUGACUAUUGAUCUGGAGUGCCUGGACCAUAUUUGUUCUAUGACUGUUGUAUUGGUGUUUGCCAGCCCUAGUCUGGUGCACCUGGAUCAUUAUAUAAGGGUUGGGUCUCCUUUGUUUCUGUGAGUUAUAAUAAAUAUAACAUGUAAGGGUCAAGGUUAAAAAAAUAAGCUUAGCGGUUAUUGGCAACAUAGGCAAAUAGUGGGGAUCAAUGGUUUCAACAGACUUUUAUAACAUUCCAUUUUGUAUUUCUGCAGGGAGGAGAUAUCGAUCAGUAAUGUCACAGAACUUAUGCACCAGGUGUCCAUUGGAAUGAAAUACCUAGAAGAGCAUAACUUUGUGCAUCGGGACCUUGCAGCUCGUAAUGUUCUUCUGGUUAAUCAGCAUUAUGCUAAGAUCAGUGAUUUUGGUCUUUCUAAAGCUCUGGCUCCAGAUGACAGCUACUAUACGGUAACUAUGAUGCGAUGCUGGAAUAAAUAAGUAAAAAAUAAUGCAUUGAAUCCCAGCAGCUGGUAAGAUAGCUCAGUGGGCUAAUGCAUCAUCAGUAGAAUCUGUUCAAAUCCUGGCAGGGUUAAGUCAGCCCUUCAUCCUUCUGAGGUAGAUAAAAUGAGUAUUGUUAAAUUGGGUAAUAGUAACAACCCCUGGAUGUUGGGCUAAGGUAACAUCCCCAGGACAGAGUAAUUUGAAAACCAGAGUAAUUCCAAUAUACCUUUCCUGGUUAAAUACUUUGUUACUAUUAUAUGGAAUUUAUAGCUAGGUGCCAAAAAGUUGCAGUGAUCCGGACACAAUAAAACUAUCCACAAUUUGAUGCAGAUUCAAAAAUUACUGCUGCGCAUCACCUGCACAACUUAUCUGGCUCCUACCUAUAAACAACCAGUGAGACUUAAGCUUCUAGACCAGUAAUGGCUCUAUGCUGUACGUACCAUGGCUGUCAGGAUCCUCAUCAAAAUGUCAGACAAAAACCUACAAAUGGCACAGUAUGAAAGAUAGAAAGUCAAAUUACUCGACUGAGCUCCAUGGCAGAAAUGUCUGUGGAGCAUCACAGUAUAUUUUAUUCACUAAGCUAUGACUUAUAAUAAAAUUUAGACAAACAUAGCUGGUUUAGAGAAUGCCUCAACUUCUCAACUAUUUCAGCUGUUAUUUUCCAAUUUGGUUUUUAAGAUGCUACAAUUUGGACUUUAGUAACUAUUCCUAAGUGGAGAUGUAUUUAGGUUUUGUGCUGCUCUAUGCCUUACGAACUCCACACAUCCCCCCAUAACAUUCAAUAUGAACAUAACAUAUAUUGCAAGAUAGCUAACCGUAACUCUUGGGGUGUUUGGGAACACUGUUCUCAUGAUCUUCAGAUAGCAUAGGCUACCUAAAUUUCGUGGGCUAACUUUUAACCCAUCUCAAAACAACAGCACAUGGAGAGACAAAAUAAUAUAAGAACAGCCAGGUGCAAACCAUAUAAACACUCCCUCAAGUGCUUUAAAUAUUCAAAUGUAUAUAGAAUAUAGAAUGCACACUAUAACAAUCUCAAAAAAUUUAGCUUUAUUAUGUACAAAAAAGUACCAGAGUGAAAACAUAUAAGAAAAAGUAAACAAAGUGACAGAAGCAAGUGCAAAUACAAUAAAAUAAUAAUAAAUUACCACAAAAAUUCUUACAAGCCUCAAGACAGAAACACGAGUCACCAAACCCCCCAACGUUUCGGCACCAACUGGCUGCCUUUAUCAAGGGCACCUAACUUUUAACCCAGCAAUGUGAGAACAGUAGUUUUCAAACAUCUGAGGUGGUGAUAAUAGGCACAUGUAAAUUAAAUGCUAAAAAGGCAAACUGCUAUGUGUAUAUUUCCUCUAAUUAAAAUGUUGCCUUUGAGAAAAAUAAUGAAAUUCUAUAGUGAGUAUACACACACAGACAAUCUCUUUGACACAAACACAUAAUCUCAUUGGCACACACAGACGAGGUUAUGGACAUACAUAGACAAGUUUGCUGACAUGAAAUCUUACUGCCAAAAAAACAAGUUCAGUAACACACAGGUUUACUACAGACAAGCUCCAUCACACAAAUAUAUACACACACCAGCUCACUAAAGACACGUAAACUGAAACACACAAUCUAGGCAACACACAAUUUAAGGCGGGACAGGACCCAAACAUCUGGGCUGUCCUGCUAAAAUCAGGACUGUUUGAAGGCAUGUCUCCUCCGUUCCAAGAUUUUUUUCAGAGAGCUGUUUAAAUAGCCCUGUAUAUAUGUGUUCAGUGUUAUCAUUGGCAUAUACCAUUGAACAUAUUCAAAACUGUUACAUAGUUACAUACAUAGUUACAUAGUUACAUGGCUGAAAAGAGACUUGCGUCCAUCAAGUUCAGCCUUCCUCACAUUUGUUUUUUGCUGUUGAUCCAAAAGAAGGCAAAAAAAAACCAGUUUGAAGCACAAUUUUGCAACAAGCUAGGAAAAAAAUACCUUCUUGACCCCAGAAUGGCAGUCAGAUUAAUCCUUGGAUCAAGCAGUUAUUACCCUACAUUGAAAGAUUAUAUCUUUGAAUAUUCUGUUUUUGCAAGUAUGCAUCUAGUAGCUGUUUGAACAUCUGUAUGGACUCUGAUAAAACCACUUCUUCAGGCAGAGAAUUCCACAUCCUGAUUGUUCUUACUGUAAAAAAACCUUUCUUUUGCCUUAGACGAAAUCUUCUUUCUUCCAGUCUAAACGCAUGACCUCGUGUCUUAUGUAAAGUCCGGUUUGUGAAUAGAUUUCCACACAAUGAUUUGUAUUGGCCCCGAAUAUAUUUGUAUAAUGUUAUCAUAUCCCCUCUCAGGCGAUGUUUUUCUAAACUAAAUAGGUUUAAUUUGUUAACCUUUCAUCAUAGCUGAAAGGUUCAAUUUCUUUUAUUAAUUUUGUAGCCCACCUCUGCACUUUUUCUAGUGCCAUAAUAUCCUUCUUUAAAACAGGUGCCCAAAAUUGCACAGCAUAUUCAACAUGUGGUCUUACCAGUGAUUUAUAAAGAGGCAAAAUGAUAUUCUCGACCCGAGAAUGAAUGCCCCUUUUCAUGCAUGACAAUACCUUACUGGCCUUAGCCACUGCUGAUUGACAUUGCACAUUGUUGCAUAGCUUGUUGUCUAUAACAAUUCCCAAGUCCUUUUCGUGUGUUGUUAUCCCUAAUUCGCUUCCAUUAAGGGUAUACGUUGCUUGUGUAUUCUGUUCUGCAUUAUCAGUUUGGCUGAGGAAAGGUUUAAAGAUGAAGACUUUUUUUGUGACCAAGCCUUUUUGGUACUACUGCAAUGCAAUAUACAUAUUAUAUAUAUAUUUUCUAAAGUUUACACAGUACAGACAGCCCCAAGAAGAGCUAUGUGUAGCAAUCAAAGUGAGCAUUCCUCAUUAAAUUUAAAUUAAUUUAAGUCCUUUAAAUUAAUUUAAAUACUGUGUAAAUUGUCAUUGUCUCCCACACCCAUCUAGUUUUCAUCCCCAUGUCAGGGAGACUCCCAGGGUAUAAAAAUAUUCUGGGGAAGUCUCCAUGGUUGCAUCUUGGUCCUGGAUCGGUGCUGGGCAAUUGGCAAAGCUACUUACAACAUAUGAAAUUCAAGAACUGACUGUUCACUUGCUGCCCAAUAUUUCCAACCCCUUGACAUUUGCCUUUGUAAUGAUAUAAUUGAGUUUAUUCACUUCACCUGUCAGUGGCUUUAAUGUUGUGGCCGAUCAGUGUGUGGUUCAUAAUUUCCACUCACCACCCGUGGAGUGCAUACUAUGGCUUUUGGUGGGGAGUAACUUUUAAGACUUGACUAGUAGCAUAGGAUUAAAAAUUAUAGUAUAUAAUUAUACAUAUAUUAUAUAUAUAAUGCACAUUUAAAUAAUUCAAACUUGAAUCCUUCUUAUAUUUCAGGCUCGGACCGGUGGUAAGUGGCCUCUGAAAUGGUAUGCCCCAGAGAGCAUCACUCACCGCAAAUUUUCCAGUAGAACCGAUGUGUGGAGCUAUGGUGUAACCAUGUGGGAAGCAUAUAGCUAUGGACAAAAACCAUACAAGGUGAGGAUGAACAAAACAAACAGGUAUAGCAGCAUAAGAUGAUUUUGGGGUACAGUGGAAGGUUCACGUAGAACUUAACCAUGUCUUACAUCUUUGUGAUCUAGAAACUCAAAGGUACCGAAGUAUUGGAUUUCAUUAACAGAGGUGAGCGUCUGCCUUGUCCCGCAAACUGCCCCAAGGAAAUGUAUCAACUCAUGCUUGACUGCUGGAUAUUCACGUAAGAAACAUUUUAUUUAACAUAACCUAUGACCAUCCAUCUCUUCAAAAAGUGUCAAUCAAUAAUUUGUCCAGCUAGCUAUCCCUUUGUUUAGUUAUUAUGAAAGGAAGGACUAUGGGGCCACCUAGUGUGGUGUGUUCAUUAUGACCUACCUUAAGAGUGUACCUAGGUUACUUAGCUCUCUGGGUGGUUAUGGGAAUUGGCAAAUCUCCUUUAUUAGGGAAAUUACAAAAAUACACACUCAAAACGAACACAGUGGUAUGUGCUUGGCCCUGCCCCCUCAGACUGAACUUAGUGAUCUGUGCAUUAUUCCUAGCCCCUCAGACUGAACACAGUGAUUUGUGCAUGUCUCCCUCCCCCCCCCCCGAGACUGAACGCAGUGAUCUUUCCUCUCGAUAUGCCAAGAACAGUUUAUAUAUGUUUACUUUUAGCUCCUUCUGCCCCCACCCCCUUCCAACCACACAUAGGUCUUAUAGAUUUCACUGGUAAUCAAGCAAUCUAAAUCCCUGUUAAUAUGGUGGUAUGUUGAAUUUCUUGGCACAAGCUUCUGUCUGUAUCUUUCAGUGUCCUUUGUAUUACAUUAAUCCAUAGCCAAUAACCAGGCUCUUGGACACGCACCCAUGUAUUACUAUUAUGUCCCCUAUUUCCUAAAGGCAAUAACACAUUUAACCUACUGUAAAAAAUGACUAUAUACUGUAGCCUAACUGUGUUUUGUAUUAUUAUUACAUAUAGAGUAUCUAUUUUUUGCAUCUUACGUGUCCCAAACCUGAUUAAAUUAAUGCUAUUAUUAACUCUGUCUACAGGAUGGCAGAACGUCCAAACUUUGAAAAUGUGGAGUCUCGUAUGCGACUUUAUUACUACAGCAUUGCUAAAGAAAAUGAGGAAAAAGACAAAGAUCCCGCUACAGAAAAAAAGAAGGAAUGAAAAUGAUUUAUUGUGGGCAUUUUAAUUUGGGGGCAAUGGUUUAAAAAUCUGUUUGCCUUUUAUCCAUCCUUUGUCCACUAGAGGUCAGUGUGCUUCAGUAAUCUACAAAACAGACAUUCUAAUCGUGGAUAUGUCGGGAGACUUGAGCAAUGGAUAAUACAAGAUACGUCCUGGAAUAUAUAAACAGAUAAAUAAAUACAAACAUUAUUAAUAACAAAAUACAUAUAAAUAAAUCAAUAAAAAGUCAGUACGGUUAAUAGGUGACAAGUCACAAUUCAUGUCCCUCUUUGUUUAUUAUUUCUGCCUGUGAAUUUAGAAUUUAAUUAUUUCUGCUCUAGUAGUUGCUUUCUACUCAAGUAUUUUAAAGUAUAACAUUACUGUGAUAUAUUUACUUACAUUAUACACAACCUAUUUUAUAAAUAAACCAACUGGAUAUUUUUGGAAAAAUUGUCAUUCUCAUCUUGGUGUAAACCAGGGUUACCCAAAAGGUAGAUCCCCAGAUGUUGUAGAACUACAAUUCCCAUGAUGCUUUGCAUGAUUUUAGAACGACAAAUCAUCACGGAAGCUGUAGUUUUAAAACAUUUGGGCAUCUACCUUUUGGGCACCCCUGGUUUGCUUUUUAGAAGCAGUUACUAUAUAAGACAAAGCAGGAUAUCUUUUUAAACUUUGGUCAGUGGGAGAGACCAAACAAAUAUUUUGACAGAUUGGAAAUUUAGUGAUAAGAUUCCAAAAUAAUUAAUGUACAUCGGUUUGCAAAAAGUUUGGGCACCCUUGACAAAAUGGCAUGUUGUGUUGAUUUUCUGGGGUUUUCACAUGCUCUUCAUAUUUCUCCAUAUUUUAAAGGGAUACUAAAGACACCUGGACAACUUCGUCUAGAUCAAGGGUUCUCAACCCAGUCCUCAGGACCCCCUACCAGUCCAGGAUUUGGGGAUUACCUGUGUGUGUCUCAGGUGUUUAGAAAAA